Messenger RNA from Linum trigynum, 558 nucleotides. The record is from the annotation of a GenBank genome assembly. NCBI's taxonomy places the organism in Eukaryota, Viridiplantae, Streptophyta, Magnoliopsida, Malpighiales, Linaceae.
AUGGAAGGAAUCACUCAGCUCAGUACCGGGAAAUUGAUAUCCCUUUCGGAGCAAGAGCUGGUUGAUUGCGAUACCAAAGGAGACGACCAAGGUUGUGGUGGCGGGUUGAUGGAUGAUGCUUUCAAGUUCAUUAUCCAGAACAAGGGUUUGACCACCGAGACCAAUUACCCCUAUACUGCUGCCGAUGGAUCAUGCAGUGCUAGCAAAGAAGGAAAUCCCGCUGCUACAAUAAAAGGAUAUGAAGAUGUGCCUGCCAACAACGAAGUCGCAUUGAUGAAGGCAGUGGCUAGCCAGCCGAUUUCUGUGGCAAUUGAUGCCGGGGAUUCCUCGAUCCAGCUCUACGAGAGUGGGAUAUUUACAGGAGAAUGUGGAACUGAAUUGGACCAUGGGGUGACUGCUGUUGGAUAUGGUGAGAGCGGUGGGAUGAAGUACUGGCUGAUCAAGAACUCUUGGGGUGCUCAAUGGGGAGAAGAAGGAUACAUCCGAAUGCCAAGAGAUGUCUCUGCCAAGGAAGGCAUUUGCGGUAUUGCUAUGCAAGCUUCUUACCCCACUGUCUAA